CUCUCGUAGGUAUCCCAGACUGUUGAGUAGGAUUUUUAUUAAUAGAUUACUAUAAUAUAUAAAACUAGCCAUUAGUCAAAUAUGGGUGAUAUUAGCGAGGCGUCUUUACUGGAUUACAUCUAUUCCUCUGGAGGAAAAAUUAAAAAUUCAGACUUGUUACAAACGUAUAAGCACUUCAUAAGCCAUAACGACUUGCAGCUACGUGCCAAAUACAGGGAGGAAUUCAAACUCACCAUUGACAAGAUUGCUGUGAUGAAAUUAGAGAAUGGGGAGAAAUACCUUGUUCUGAGGAAGAAAUACAAACAGUUAAUGCAGGAACGGCAGAGAGAGCAGCAGACAGAGAGGGAGCUGCAGAAGGAAGCUAUCAUCUCCAGACCCUGUGCCACAGUGCAAUGGGACGGUCCGGGAGGCUCAUCUGACUCCAGAACCCACGGGGAACAGCCAACUGUAAUGUCCCAAAAGCAGCAGGGUCCAGCUGUGGUGCAGGUGACAGAGAAGGGAAAGCAUGCACAGGUGUCCUGGUGUGGUGGACCCACGAUUACAAUCACUGAAGCUGCAGAAUCAAAGCAGUCAGAGGAGGAAGAACAGACAGAUGCCACUCCGUCUCCAUCAGCAGCGGAGGAGACCACAGAGCCCAUUUCUGAGGAGCCCAUGGAACCCACAGAUGGAGAAGACGAGCUGGACAAGGACUCUGGGUCAAAGUCAGAAUCUGAGCAGGAGGAAGAGUGUGUUGGAAGCGUGGGAUCAGCAUCAGUUGCUUUGGAUCCUAUAGAGAAAGAGUGGAUCUACUCUGCGGCCUGUGCCAGACUCUCUCAUCUCACUCAGCUGCUAAAGCAGGAACCUUCGCUGGCCAACAAAAAGGACUUUACAUCAGGGUUUACAGCGCUGCACUGGGCAGCCAAGCAUGGCAGGGAGGACAUGGCCACAGUGGUGGUGAACGCUGGGGCAGACGUGAAUACCAAAGCUCAUGGGGGAUACACUCCAUUACACAUUGCCGCUCUACACGAUCAUCGGCAUAUCAUGGACCUGCUCAUCAACACCUACGGGGCCAAAGAGAACGUACGUGAUUACAGUGGUCACCUGGCCUGCCAUUACCUCAGCAUCAGAGAGUCCCAUGAUGAGGACAGCGAACUACUCCCAGGAUGCUCUGUGAAUCAGGCAGGUGAGCGAAGGAACAAGAAGCUGACGUCAUUGUUCCACUCCAGGAAGAGGUGGGGCUCAGCAGAGGAGCUGGCCCCAGUGCCGGAGGAAAGGACAGUGCCUCACCAACUCAUGAUCCCUGCGUUCAGAACCAGGAAAUUCUCCCGUUAAAACCCUGAUACACACUCACACUCACACACACACACACACAUACACACCACAGCCUGUGACAACACUUCUUACUGGUUGCCUAGCGACCAUAACCCUUACCUUUGGGUAUUCAGGUGGAUUAUGUGUAGUGUAAUUUUUAGUAAUAACAACAUAGCUUGUUUCUGAGAAACCUCUAGGUUUUUUUUUCUCUUAUCGUUUAUGACGGUAACCAUUUGUUAUAGAACCGAAUUGUAAUUUUCAACUAGUUUUUUUUUUUUCUUCGGCCGCAUUUGUUUUUCUUUUUUCCCCCUUUUCCCCCUUGCUUUGUAUAAGCUACUUUGUCUUAGAAUGUUUUAGAAUAGCUUUUUUAUGUUACUGCUUUUCUGAAUUUCAUGAAUGUUUCAUUUGAUAGAAAAUUCCAAGGGGGGGAAAGAGUGAGAGCUGUGUGUGUGUGUGAGA
Molecule: messenger RNA, 1749 nt
Organism: Chanos chanos (milkfish)
Lineage: Eukaryota; Metazoa; Chordata; Actinopteri; Gonorynchiformes; Chanidae
Product: ankyrin repeat domain-containing protein SOWAHC
Exons: 14
Coding region: 82-1311 (409 amino acids)
Molecular function (GO): protein binding
Source: RefSeq, a predicted model, not a curated record